UAUAUAGUUACUUAUUUCUUUUAAGAUUUGCAGUAGCUAACAUUGGGGUUUCCUAGAUGGGAGACAAAAAGGUGCAUCGCCACUUCUUGAGACUCCCUUGCUGACAAGUAUUUCCAGUGAAUUGGAAGAAGAUUUGUGAUAUUGUCAUCUUCCAAAUGGAUCACUUCACCCCCAACACAAAAAGAUGUGUUGGGGUGAAAGAGUGGAUCUUCAGAUUGUCUGGCUUCCUUUGCAGCCUCUUGUCUUCGGCAUUUGGAAUAAUCCUUGCAGGCAGCCGAUACUGGCGCCUCUGGGAAUUCGACAGUGAUGUCGUUCAGCUUGUGUACAUCGGGCUCUGGGAAGCUUAUUACCAUCAGGAGCUUCAGAUCUCUGGCUCUGUGAUCAGGAUUCUGGUGCACAGUCCGGUCAACUCAAGCUGGAUCAUUUCACCUGAAUUUCGAUGUGCACAGAAGCUGAUUUUAUUGGCGAUGUUUAUAAAACCUGUGGUUGUAAUAUUUAGCUCAGCGACCAUUAGGGUUAGCAUUAUCAAAGCCUCAGUCCCUGAGAUUCAGAUCGUCUGCUACAAGUGCUCUGUCUUAAUUCUUCUUCUCAGCAGCCUUUGCACAGUUCUUUCUGUCACCUGGAACCAUGUAGUAGAUUUUUAUGGCGAAACCACCUUUGACUUUCCACCCAAUUUUCCUGUUAGGAAAGAAGACCUGAUAAAGAAACACCACACACAUGUGUUCCCCAUAGGAGUCAUGACAACCACUCUGUCACUCCUUGCUAUGAUAAUGUUCCUAUUUGAAAUCAAGUCAUUGAAAAUACAGAGUAACCUGAAUGCCCAGAGUGCUUCUAAACAGGUCGAUCAAAUGGCCUGAAAUGUGAGAGAUGGCAUUUUUCCAAAUGUGCCAGGUGACUCCUUGGCCAAAUUAUCUACACCCAAAUGAUACUCCUGUAGUAUUCUACUCACUUAAAAUAAAA
This is a messenger RNA of Mesocricetus auratus (golden hamster), 960 nucleotides long. RefSeq lists its product as uncharacterized. The record is from RefSeq and is a predicted model, not a curated record. The transcript has 3 exons. Bases 156 to 857 code for a protein of 233 amino acids. Gene Ontology annotation, biological process: cell adhesion; bicellular tight junction assembly. Gene Ontology annotation, cellular component: bicellular tight junction; plasma membrane. Gene Ontology annotation, molecular function: structural molecule activity. Lineage: Eukaryota; Metazoa; Chordata; Mammalia; Rodentia; Cricetidae.